This is a messenger RNA of Ipomoea triloba (trilobed morning glory), 5394 nucleotides long. RefSeq names its product inositol-tetrakisphosphate 1-kinase 1-like. Gene Ontology annotation, biological process: inositol trisphosphate metabolic process. Lineage: Eukaryota; Viridiplantae; Streptophyta; Magnoliopsida; Solanales; Convolvulaceae. The record is from RefSeq and is a predicted model, not a curated record. Gene Ontology annotation, molecular function: inositol-1,3,4-trisphosphate 6-kinase activity; ATP binding; magnesium ion binding. Gene Ontology annotation, cellular component: cytoplasm. The transcript has 3 exons. The coding region runs from base 91 to 1125 and encodes 344 amino acids.
UCCAAUUCCAGAGCUUAAAUUAGGAAAUCCUCUUUCGCCUCCCCUACAAAUCUAGCUCGCUUUGGGUGCACAUUGACGUUAUCAGCAACCAUGUCGGAAUCAGUUGCCGUCCGUGAGCCACCGGAAUCCCUCGCCAGCGAGAGGUUUCGCAUAGGAUAUGCACUGGCGCCGAAGAAGGUUCAGAGCUUCAUCCAACCUUCACUCGUCGAUCAUGCUUUCCAAAGAGGAGUCGAUCUUGUCCAUGUCGAUCUCGACAAGCCGCUGGUCGAGCAAGGGCGCUUGGAUUGCGUCAUUCACAAGGUGUACAGUGAGGAUUGGAGGAAUCAGCUUGAUGAUUUCUCCCUCCAAAACCCUAGCGCCGUGAUAAUCGACCCUCUCGACGCCAUAUCGCGCCUCCACAAUCGGCGUUCCAUGCUUGAAGUCGUUAACGACUUGAAUGUCUCUAGCGAGAGUGAGAUUCUCGGAAUUCCGAAGCAGGUUUUCAUCGCCGAUGAUUCCGAGUCCUUGUCCGGCGCUCUGACUCGCGAGGGAUUGAGGUUUCCGGUGAUUGUCAAGCCGUUGAUUGCAAACGGGAGUGCCGGCUCUCACCAGAUGUUUCUGGUUUUCAACGAAGAGGGGUUGAAGGAUCUGAAACCCCCGAUUGUAUUGCAGGAAUUCGUCAACCAUGGCGGUGUCAUUUUCAAGGUAUACGUCGCCGGGAAGCACGUGCAAUGCGUGAAGCGACGAUCGUUGCCGGACAUAUCCGAGGCUAACUUCGGUACAUCCGCGAAUUUGUUACCCUUCUCUCAAAUAUCAAAUUUAACUGCUCAAGGUUCAAGUGAUGACAGCUUUGCCAAGUUGAUUGAGGGGGCGGAGAUGCCUCCAUUGAGUUUCGUAACUGAAGUAGCUAACGAGUUGAGGCGUGCUUUGAAAUUGAAUCUCUUUAAUUUUGAUAUGAUUAGGGACAGUCGAGCUGGAAAUCGGUAUCUUGUUAUUGAUAUCAAUUACUUCCCUGGUUAUGCUAAAAUGCCUUCCUAUGAGACCAUUUUGACUGAAUUUUUCCUUGACAUUGCACACCUGAAGAAAAACAGUCUGUACCCUUUUCACAGAUCUGAGAUUGGUUCAAAGGAUGACAAGCCAGCCUAGUUUUAGAAAUUGUUGCGACAAGGAUAAAAAUGAUGAGAGGCAUUGUUCUUUGUGUUUAGAAUUUGGACUGCAGAGCUUUGUUCUUGACUAAAUGAAGGAAAAGCUAACAGAGGCUGCCCUAGGAUUUGAACGAGGAAAGACCUUCUAAAUCCUUUAAAGGCGCGGAUGCUGAUCAUAAAACCAAGUAUGACUAGUCUUAGAUUCUACUUCUGUCAGUCAGAUAGCUGGGUGAGCCAUGCUGACUCUUUCUUCUUUCCUGUUGAACUUUGAAGCUGGUUGUAUGUCUAAACAUCAUGCUGAAUGUGGUGUUUUAGAAAACAUUUUAGGGAUCUUACAAGGAGUGAGAAAUUCAAUAUUUGAUCUUGAAUCUAUGUACACAUUUAGUGUAUUUGGUUUAUAAUUUUUCUUUUUCCAGGAUUCAUUGACCUCUUAUUUGCAAUGCUGUUUCAUGGGCUGAUUGAUAAUGUCUUUCUUGUUUAUUGGAUUGAAAUAUUUUAAUUUCCUACGUAAUGUGGUAAAGGCGCAGGGAAUUGUUUUCUCCCUUUACUAUUACUAGAAAUAAGUUGUCAAACUGAAUUGCCCGAAAUAUUACCUGGUAGAGGCAGGAAACAUUGUUUUCUCCCUUUACAAGAGCCAAAGGUGAUAAGCAAGUAUUUGUGAUAACAGAUCAACAGGGAGAAAUGAUGCAGCGUGCCAGCAUCAUACUCCAAGAACCUCGACAAAAUUAUGUUUUUCUUGACUUGAUUGCUUCCUCAAACUUACCAUCUGAGGACUAGAGUAAAGCUAAAGCAAAACGAAGUUUCUUAAUUCAUGGUUUACAUUAAGGGCUGUGAAAACUUUCUUUAUGGAAGGAUGGAAUUGGAUACUUGUGAAAAUCCCAUGUAGAUAACCUCCCGCGCAGACUUUAACAAUGACGAAAGGACAAGGCUCGUGACCAUAUAGAUACAUUUGGUUUGAAUAGCUGAUGCUACAAACACUUAAUAUGUUGAUUUUUCAGCUCAAAAGUUAUAGCAUGAAGAAGGCAAUUAACUUUUUGUGUCACAAUAUGCCAUUCAGAUUUUCAGGUAGGUAUAUACUGCUUUCUCUAUUACGCACAGCAGGACGAUGCACAGAUACCUGUAUAUCUAUAUAUAAAAAUUUCUCUGUGUUUGUGUUAGGUGUAAGGAUUAUGCUGUGGUGCCAUGAGGUGAAAUAAUGAAACAUUUGUUUGUUAAAAUGGUUGGUAGAGGUUAGUUCUAUAUGGCCAACAGUACUACCUACUAACUAUCUAUACAAACGUGUAAUGGAAGUUAUUUUUUAGCAAAAGGAUACUGUUAUAGAAUGCCAUAGGAGCCACUAAACAAUAUUAAGUCAUAUGUCAUAUGUUAUGGUACAUAAAAUUCAAGACACUUGCACAUAAUAAAAUUCACAAGUUGAGUCUUUGUGAUAUAUUGAGUUUAAAGCAAAAAUUCCUUUGUGAUAUAAAAUUCACAAGGUUACUGCAUUUCCUUUGUAAGUAAUUGACUUUAAAGCAAAAAUAUAGUUGUAAUUUUAAAAUUUUGCCUUAGUAAUAAUAUGGUUAUACUUUGAUAUGUAUUGAUGGAAAUAUUUCAACCAGCAAGAAAGGUGGGAUAAAAAUUAACAAUAAAUAAAUAGAAAAUAAAAAAAGUCAGAGCUUAUGAAUAGCAAAUAGUUCCAUCCAUUGCAAGACACAACUAAAUUGGAGGUUUAUUACCUGGCAACUGAGAUGGUUCAAGAGGUUCUAUAGGGGGUUUAUAACUUUCUCAACUCUUUUAUAUAAGUAUCUAAACUCAAGCUAAACACUUUGGUUUUUGCUUUGGUUAUAUAGAUAGUAACACAAGCAAAUUAAAUGUAUAUCAUGUACUGUCCAUAAAAAUUAGCACAGUUUUUGGUAUUAGUAGUUAAGCUAAAACACCUUUUUAUGGUUUUCCUUUGCAUUUUCAAGUAGAAAAUAAUAAAAUAUGGAGAAAUGACUUGUUUAUUUCCAAUGAGCUUGCUUGCAUGUACUUCAAUUUCUUACAUGGUUUAUGUGGUCUUUCUAAUGCUUUCUUCUUGUCUUUUGGGAGAUAGAAAGUAAUUAAAAUUAAUUCUCAGCUGGCAGAUAUAUAAGAAGGGACAUAUAGGUUGUAUUUCUUUCACAUCUAUAUCCAUGUUGGUGCAAUUGGCUAUAUAUAGACAAAACAAAAAUGUUUAAAAGAUAUUGAAUAAUUGAGUAGAUGAUGUUUGGCCCGGAGCCUGUAUACAAUGGUUACCUUACUGUAACAUACCAAUAAGAGCGUUGUUCCUAUAUAAAUAGAUUCAACAUCUUUUUAUCCCUAAACUGGUGAUAGAAAAGGAAAAUAAUGUUCCGUCAUAUAUUCUUUAUUUGUUCUUGUCUAGCUACAAACAAGCCACUAAAAUAAUAGUGAGCAUUUCUUUACAAGAAUUUGAUAAUAUAGACUGGACAGUAAUGAGGAUCAAUUGGUCAGAAAUUCUUGUCUGCUAUUAAGCAAUGAAAACCGCUGGUUUGGUGGGACUGGUUAUGGAGAAAAGGUUUGGCUGCAAAAAAAAAGAAAAAAAAAAAUUAGGUUGAAGAAUUAUAAUCUAACAUAAAAUGUUUAUAUAAUUAGUGUAGGAAAGUAGGAAACGCAUUAAGAAGUACUCAAAAGACUUGGUUUAAAGUUGAAAUAUGUUCUACUUACUAUAAGAUGUCUUGCCAGUAAGAGUCAGUUGCUUCAUCAUCAUCCACUUUAAUGUCUCUCCAAGCUUCAAAGGUGGUUGUUGCAUUAGGCACAUGGUUGGGAAUAUCGUGCUUCAGGUUUGCUGAAAUAGUAUAUUUUUCUUUGUCGGUUUCCCAAUCAAUACUACUGCUUGGAUUCUCAGGGAAAGGGGAUGCGGGGAUUAGUGUGGGAAAUAUUGGAUUACUAGGAAUGCCCUCGCUACUGGGAACAUUUAAUGGUGAUGAUGACGACACUGUGAAGGCAUUAGUCAUGAGCUUAUUGCUGUCAUCAUUAAUUCUGGAAACGUUGGAGUUGGUUGUUUGCCCUUGAUUAGUCUCGUUUGAGAUGAUACCAGGAUGAUGAAUUUGAAUCUCUGAAUUUUGAGAAGUUGAUGAAGUGGCAACUGAACCAGAACAGCUGAUGUUUGGCGGAAGCCUACUGAAAUUGUAUGAGCUUCCCAGAUUACACAAUCCCCCCUGCAACUGUGGAUUCAGUAAUGCAAGAUGAUCAAGAAGCUGGUUACAGGAACCAAACUGAGUUGCUAAUUCUGGAAUUUGGCUCUGAGCCUCAUUCGUGGUAUUGUUAACGCUACCCCGGAGUUGUAAUUGAAGUGCCAUGAAAUUCUGCAACAACUGGAGUUCAUUUGCUAUUUGCGCCGCAUCUGAACAUAGCCUGAGAGCAUUAAUACUGUCCCAAAGAGGAUUUGCGACAUUGCUGUUAUUGCCCAUGUUGGCAGCAGCAACGAGCAGCUGAGGUAGAUUUGCAAGGGCGUCGAUGAAGUUGAUAUCAGUUCUUGGCCUAUGCGUUACCGGGUCAAUACCCAUUUGCAGCAACCUUUUACGAAGAUGAGUAUUCCAGUGAUUCUUGAUCUCGUUAUCAGUUCUUCCUGGAAGUCGCAUUGCAAUGGCUGACCACCUGCAGAUUAUUAGCGCACACAUCAUCAUGGAGAAUUAAAGGUAAGAACUGAAUGAAGCUUGAUGAUGAGUUGUUCUUCCUCCUCCUCGAACUUGCCUCUCUUGAUGUCAGGCCGGAGAUAGUUUGUCCACCGGAGGCGGCAGCUCUUCCCACAGCGGUUAAGCCCAGCGAGCUUCGGGACUGCUCUCCAGCUUCCAUGCCCGUGCUUUCGGAUGUAAUCUACCAGUUUUUUAUCCUCCUCGGGCGUCCAAGGCCCCUUCUUCACGCCACCGGCAUUCUCAUCUCCCCUGCCACCGCUGCUGCCGCUGAGCGUCGGUGAUGACGGCCGCCUCAUUGUGCCGGCCACCACCUGCAUGUAAGGAGGAGAAGAAGAAUGAAGGGAAAGCAAGUUUGCUCUUUAGGCUCUGUACGAAUGUGGGAUUGAGGGUGGUUUAUAUGGAUAUGGUGCUGUUUGAAAACAGGAGUUGACACCGUAAAGUGUGAUGAAGAAGCAUUACUUUUAAUGACAUGGACACCAACUUUAGUUUUCACCAUUCUUUUAUUUUCUUUUCCUUUUUGAGGGACAAAAUCUAAUGGUUAGAAGAGUUGGAAAACCUAAUUGGUCUACUUGGAAACAAUGUCAAAAAUGAAACAACAAGACAAAGUUUGUCUAUGA